AACACCAACAAGCAACAUAGUUUUAAAUUGGGUAUGAACAAGUAGUCAUCACGAAAAUAAAGGCAUGAAGAGAGAGGAUGUGAAAAUUAAUCCCCUACUUGUACUUAAAAGCCCAAAAACAAGGGUCUAGAGUGGGAAGUAAGAUAUUCAGCAUAUCAAUGUGGAGCUGAAUGCGUGAGUAGAUCUGUGGAAAAGCCUCAAUAGUAGUGGUAUCAGAACCCCUUUACCUCAUCACUAUCAUGUUUGACAACGAAAAACCCAGCCUCCUCGGUCCUUAGAACAAUAAUGGACUAUGGGUUAGAGGUAAUGUCGAUUACCUCCUUGUCUUUGACCGGGGCAACAUCGGCAACAUCGUCGUUAUUGUCGAUGACGAUGACCUCGUCAUCCUCCUUAUCGUCAAAGAUGAAGGGGUAGCCACCAUCUCCAAAUUGAGUUUCUAGAAUACAUGAUUCGUAAAGGAAAUCAUGGAACUCCAUUUAAUGGGGCUCAAAUCUAGGGUUAUUGGAGAGGAGAGUUAUCUAGGGUUCGUCGGAGGAACUAAGUAGAUGUAGAUCUAAGAAGAACAACUUUUUGCGAUAUGUAAGUACAAGAAGUUGAAAGAAGGUGAGAAGAAGUAAAUGGGGAGCAGAGAGGAAGGGUCGUGGACUGUAAAGGCGUGGAGAUGGACCAGAGAAAUAAUAAAUGUGGAGAGGAAAGCAAUAAUCUCCGAUCUCCAAAAAGUCUUUCUUCAUAUCUGCUUUGUCUGUCCAAUAAUUUAAAGAAAGCUGCAAUUUUUUCAUCCCUUUCUUAAUUGUGUGACCAUUACACCACAUCAAACACAACAACCCAUUCAUUAAUCAUAUCAUAUCAUAUCCCCUCACUCUACUCUUCUUAUUAUUGGAUCCAUCCCGAAGAGAGAGAGAUUAAUUAGACCCGUGAAGGUUUCUUUAAGUUAAAGAAUAUAUAUGGGUAAAGUUUUGGGAACGGUCAUCGGAGGUGAGGAAGAAGAGGAAUAGCGCCGGCGGCCGGAUUAUGGAUUGUGGGUCUUGCCGAUUCCACUCCGGGAACAAAUGGCUGGCUUCUUUUCACUAGGUGGAGGAAGAGGGAGAGACGCCGGUGGUGAUAACAGCAACGCCGCCGGGCAACCACAGAGCAGCGGGAAUAACAACCGCCACAGCGCCGCCGCCGCCGCGCAUAUCAGCCCGGAGAGUUGGUUCCUGCUCCGGAAUGAUCAGGAUAUACCUCCGGCGUACAAGGGAUUCGAGCUAUGGCAAGAUCAGCCCUCCAUCCGUCACCACCAGCACCACCACCAAAUCUCCCACCUCCAGGAUCUGUACUCCUCCGCCGCGGCCGCCGCCGGCCUGACCCGGAACGCCGGCGGAGUACUCAACGCCUCCACCUCCGCGGUGCCCGCCGCCGAAGAGACCUCCAGAUCGGCCGCGGCGCUCGUCAUGAUGAGCGGCUCCGGCGGGAUCAGCUGCCAGGACUGCGGCAACCAGGCCAAGAAAGACUGCUCGCACAUGCGCUGCCGCACUUGCUGCCGGAGCCGGGGUUUCCAGUGCAAUACCCACGUGAAAAGCACGUGGGUCCCGGCGGCAAAGCGCCGGGAACGGCAGCUCCUAAACCAGCAACACCAACAGCUCUCCUCCUCCUCCACCGCCUCGCAGAGCCAGGACACCCUCCAGCUCCGCGGCGGCGGAACCAGCCGAGAAACACCCAAAAGGCAUAGAGACGACCCCAACGCUUCCUCCCGUUUGCCCUCCGCCAUUUCCGGGCUAGAAAUGGGGAAUUUUCCGGCGAAAGUGAGCCUAAACGCGGCGUUCCACUGCGUCAGGAUGAGGUCAAUCGACGACUCGGAGGACCAAUGCGCCUACCGGGCGGCGGUGAACAUCGGGGGCCAUGUUUUCAAGGGAAUCCUAUACGACCAAGGGCCGGAGAGCCAGUACAUGGCGGCGGGGGAGAGCUCGUCUGGCGGCAGUGCGGGCGGCGGGGCCCACACUGCACAGCAUAAUUUGCUGUCCUCAGGUGGCGGUGGGUGCACAGCAGCCACCGCCACCUCAGGCUCCGCCAGCGGAGGAGGAGGAGGAGAGGGACAGGCAGCGCCGCUGUACGACCCGUCGCUGUUCUCCUCGUCGGCCCCACUUUGCAGCUUCAUGGCUGGUACGCAAUUCUUCCCACCUCCAAGAUCUUGAUGAUGAUGAAUUGAUGACUCUCAUUGCCAAUGUUCUUGCAUGUUUGGUCAUCAUCAUCCUCUAUCUUACAUUCUUUAUUAUCCCAACACAUAUAUGUGAAUUUAUUGCUAGGGCUUUGGUGGUCUCU
Messenger RNA from Cuscuta campestris, 2298 nucleotides. NCBI's taxonomy places the organism in Eukaryota, Viridiplantae, Streptophyta, Magnoliopsida, Solanales, Convolvulaceae. The record is from the annotation of a GenBank genome assembly.